Saimiri boliviensis boliviensis (Bolivian squirrel monkey) is the source of this 2349-nucleotide messenger RNA. Its product is annotated as serine protease FAM111A-like. Gene Ontology annotation, cellular component: chromatin; nucleus. The record is from RefSeq and is a predicted model, not a curated record. NCBI's taxonomy places the organism in Eukaryota, Metazoa, Chordata, Mammalia, Primates, Cebidae. Gene Ontology annotation, biological process: DNA replication.
AUGAGCUGUAAGAAGAAGAGAUCACGGGAAGAAGACUCAGUCAAAGAAAAAUCUAAUAUGAAAAUCAAGCACUAUUUUUCUCCGGUCUCUAAAAAGCAAAAGACUAAUCCCAGUACUUCUCAAACGAAGAUGGUGUCUAGAGGCAGCCCAAGUGAAAUAACUAAUACCCAGGCUCAAAGAUUCCAUUCACCUAAGAAAAAUCCAGAAGACCAGGUCAUGCCCCAAAAUAAGAUAAUAUAUGUUACCCUGGAGGUAAACCACAAGAAAAACCAACAAAUGAAACAUGGGCUCACACAUAGUGAGAAUGGUAGCUUAUAUACAGCUCUCAACACUCUCCAGGCUGUCAGAAAAGAGUUAGAAACUCACCAAGGCCAAGAAAUGCUUGUGUGUGGUGCAGAAGGAAUCGAAGGGUACAUAAACCUUGGAAUGCCACUCACUUGUUUUCCUGAAAGAUGCCAUGUGGUCAUUACCUUUUACAAAAGUAAAAGUAAGCAGAAAGAAAAUAACCAAGUAUUUGGCCGGUAUGACAAGGCAUCGACUGAAUGCGUCAAAUUCUACAUUCAUGCAAUUGGAAUUGGGAAGUAUAAAAGAAAAAUUGUUAAAUGUGGGAAGCUUCACAAAAAGGGGUACAAACUCUGCGUCUAUGCUUUCAAAGGAGAAACCAUCAAGGAUGCUCUGUGCAAGGAUGGCAGAUUUCGUUCCAUUCUGGAGAAUGAUGAUUGGAAACUCAUUGAAAACCAUGACUCCAUUUUAGAAAACACCCAGCUAGUUGAUGAAUUAGAAGGCAAACUCUUCCAGGUUGAGACUGAGAACAGAAUGGGCCCCAGUGAAGCAGGUCCUCAGAAUCCUGAGUCAGAGAAAAGAAACACCUGUGUGUUGAGAGAACAAAUCAUGUCUCAGUACCCCCAUUUGAAAAGAGAAAGUGAAAAAAUCAGGGAAAACUUCAAGAAAAAAAUGAAAGGAAAAAAUGGGAAAACGUUAUUUCAAUUGGAUAUUAAAAACUUUGGAAAAGUAACAAAAAACUCUUAUUCUGUUAAAGUACUGAAACUUCUUGGACAUCUCAGUGACUCAGUUGGGUACUUAUUCUGGGACAGUGCAACUGCAGGUUGUGCCACCUGCUUUGUUUUUAAAGGAUUGUUCAUUUUAACUUGUCAGCAUGUAGUAAAUCUCAUUGUGGGAAAAGGAAUAGAGCCAAGUAAGUGGGCAGACAUAACUGGUCAAUGUGUAAGGGUGACAUUUCAUUAUGAAGAGCCACAAGAAAAGGAAAUGAACUGCUUUUCCAUUGAACCUUGGUAUGAGAUAUAUAAUGAAGAGCUUGACUAUGCUGUACUGAAACUGAAGGAAAAUGGACAACAAGUACCUAUGGAACUUUAUAAUGAAAUUGCUCCUGUGCCACUUAGUGAGUUGAUACAUAUUAUUGGCCAUCAAAAUGGAGAAAAAAAACAAACUGAUGCUUGUGUUGUGAUUCCUCAGGAUCAGCGAGCAGAGAAAUGUCAGGAACGUGUUAAGGCUAAAGAAGCAGAAAGUCCAGAGUAUGUCCAUAUGUACACUCAAAGAAGUUUCCAGAAAAUAGUUCCCAACCCUGGUGUGAUUACCUAUGACACUGAGUUUUUCUUUGGGGCUGAUACCUUGGAAAGACUGGGGCUUAUGUCUUGAAAUAUAGCUUAUUGUACUUUCUCCUAACUGAGCUGGUUCAUCAGAACCAGACACCACUAUGGCCAUUCCUGCAUCUAAAGUACACCCACCUUUGAUCACUUAAGAAAUAUUAUAAGCAUUUCAGAAUGUGGCAAAUACCUUUUUCUGAUUUUCUCUUGUCUUAGCUCUAAAGACCAGGUAGAUAGAAAAUUCAGCUUAGGCCUGGAUGUAUCACCACUCACUCCUCCAAUUCCCAGUUACAGAGCUAACCCACUAUCCCAUUAUACUCCAGAUCUCUCUCUGAAAUGGGAUGAUCUGAACAAGGUUGUAGUGGGUUUAACUGUGCCUGACCCUAAGUGCAGGUACUAUCCUCACCCUGUAUUCCUGUAAAUGUGACUUUAUUUGGACAAAGAUGCUCUGCAGGUGUAAUUAAAUCAAGAUUCAGGAGACAAGAUCAUCCGGCACUAACUGGGUGAGCUCUAAAUCCAGUAACGAGUGUCCUUAUAACUAAAGAAGAAACACAGAGGAGAGACCCAGAAAGAAAGACUGUGUGGAGAUGGAGGCAGAGAUUUGAGAGAUACAUCUACAACCAGGGAUUGCCAAGAUUGCCAGAAGCCACCAGAAACUAGGAGAGCAGCGUGGAAUAGGUUCUCCACAAAAUCUCCGGAAAAAAACAACCCUGGUUACAUUUUUAUUUUAGACUCUGGUCUCCAA